GAGCCGGGCACGUCCCCUCCAGAGCUGCGCACCCGGCCGGGACCCGCCCGCGCCCCGCAGAGCCAUGGACCGGCUCCCGCACCUGGCGCUGUGGGUCAUCACAGCGGUUGUUGUCUCCUGUUCUGGAUCACAUGAAGAAAACUCUUCUUCACCAAAUCUUCCUCAGAAGCUCUCCCUGAUAAAAAGUAGGAUGGUUUCAUUGCAUCAGCCUUCUAAACCAGAAAUCUCUUGUAUCAUCGGCUCAAGCUGUUCAUGGGUGACGUCUACAGACAGUUUUGGAAAACCGGACUGGGUGUUAUCUUCGGUUGGUGUCCUGGUGUCUCAGGAGAGGCAGCAGCUUCUUCUGGAAAACAGUUCCUCCCGUGGAGAUGUUGAAGGGGACAUUUUCCUUCUGAACACCAGUAGGCUCCCAGAUAGAUGUGAGUUCAGCCUGCAUAGCCCCAUCCUGCCUGGGAGCUUGGAGUCUUGCGUGCUGGAACUGGCCAUAUGUUCACAGGAUGCUGUUCCUCUCCUCCAGAGGUUCACAGUUGAAAUCAGAUAUGUGGAGACAAACAGAAAUAUAAUAAUUUCUCUGAGAGUUGGCCAUGAGGAGGAUGCCGGGAUGAAAUGGAAAUACCUGAUGGCCCAGAUUGGCCGAAUAGAAAGACCUUUUAAAAUCACCUUGCUGUAUUCAAACUGUGGAGCACAAGAGGUUGGAGUACUGGCAGUGGGCUCCUUGCAACUCAGGAACUGCUUUCAUGAUAAAGAAAACCAAGGUCUUUCUACAUAUGACAAAGGCUCCAGCUUCCCCUGCCUUCAUGGAGGCUGUGUCAGCCACCUACAAAUAUGUGAAUUCAUCAGUGAUUGCCCUGCCAAAGAACAGGAGGGAGUGAGGUGUGACAGUCUCCCAAAGGGCUCACAUUGCUCUUUUGAAGAGGGUCCAUGUGGCUGGACACUGAAUGAAACCACAGCAUCUCCUUGGUCUAUUCAAGGCUUUACUGAAACGAUUCAAGAUGACUCAUUUGUAGGGUCUACCUUGCAAGCCACUGGCGGACACUUCCUCUACCUGCGAGCAGACAGCAAUCAGACGAGCGGUAUGGCCAAGGCUUACAGUACCAGCUUGCCAGCCAGCAUCACCACUGAAAACUACCAGAUCCAAUUUGCAGUGCAUGUUUUUGGCAGCUACAAUGGUACCAUCUCCUUGUCUGUCAGGGAAGAUGUAACAGGAGUUCCAAUCACCUUGCCAGUGUGGGAAAGGGCAGGGAGCUGGAGUGAUCACUGGUUUCUCAUCACCUUACCAAUGCCAGUGCUUCAGAACCGGUUUCAACUGCACCUCCUGGCAACCUGGGGCUGGAAUUCCCAAGCUGACAUUGCAAUCGACAAUAUUACAUUUGGACUGGACUGCUUCAUUGACGGAAGACAACCAAAUCAUUUUGGUGGAAAGCACCAGUACCCACAGGAGAUUAGUAUCCUGGAUGAGCAUCUUCUGAACCCCCUGGAAGAGCCCUCCCUCCCAGGGGACACAUCUGUUGUUCUCUGGUGGUUCACAACAUGUGGUGCCAGUGGUCCACAUGGACCGACUCAAGCUCAGUGUGACAGUGCCUAUAAGGACAGCAACGUGUCGGUGACUGUGGAGAAAGAGGGCAGGCUCCGGGGAGUGCAAGUCUGGAGAGUGCCAGCCACAAACCGAUACAGGAUUUCUGCCUAUGGAGCAGCCGGAGGGAAGGGAGCCAAAAACCACAAUAAGAGGUCCCACGGGGUCUUCAUCUCAGCCACCUUCCAGCUGGAGAAAGAUGAGCUGCUGUACAUCUUAGUGGGGCAGCAGGGGGAGGAUGCCUGCCCUGGGGGCAAUCCUGAAACCCAGAAGAUCUGCUUAGGGGAGUCAUCUCUCAUUGAAGAAGGUUACAAAAAAAAAAAGGACCUUAAGGACUGGGCUGGAGGAGGUGGCGGUGGAGGAGGAGCAACCUACAUCUUUAGACAGAAGGAUGGGAUUUUCGAACCUUUGCUCAUCGCAGCAGGAGGAGGAGGAAAAGCCUACCUGAAGGCUCAGGACAGCUCCCUGGAUGAUGCACCCCUGGAGCAAUUUGAGAACAACACUGCAGUACCUGGAGUCAGCGGGAGGACUGGGGCAGCAGGUGGAGGUGGAGGGUGGCAAGAUGAGAGUCUGCUUCCUCAGGCUGGGAAAUCCCUUCUGGAAGGUGGAGAAGGGGGUCAAGCUUGUCCCCAAGCACUAACCAAGCUUCAGUGGGCCACCUCUGGUGGCUUCGGUGGGGGAGGAGGUGCUUGUACUUCUGGUGGAGGAGGCGGAGGCUAUAGAGGGGGCCAUGCCUCUGACAACGAUGAUAUCACAGCUGGUGGGCAGGAUGGAAUCUCUUUUGUGAACCCCAUUGGAGAGAUCUUCUUGCAUCCCCUGGCAGCCAUGGAGAGUCACGGUGAGGUGGAGGUUCAGAUCUAUCUUAACUGCAGCCACUGCCACUCAGACAACUGUAAGCGGGACCCUGACACCAACCUGCCAGUCUGCCAAUGUGAGAUGGGGGCUGUGCUAGCCAAUGACAACGUCACCUGCACUGUGCCCCAGGCUCCUAUCCCAGAGGGACACCUGCCUCUCCCACUCCUCCUAGCUGUGGUGACUGUGAUUGUGGUGCUUGGAAUGAUCCUCACUUGUGGUAGCCUAUCUAUCAUUUACCACCUUAAGAAGCAGCAGCUGGAAGGAGCCAGGGCACGACUUCAGAGCCCAGAGUAUAAACUGAGCAAAAUCCGCACAUCGACCAUCAUGACAGAUUACAACCCCAACUACUGCUUUGCAGGGAAGGCUGCCACCCUAAGCGAGCUGAAGGAAAUCCCACGGAAAAACAUCUCUCUGCUUCGGGCACUAGGACAUGGAGCAUUUGGUGAGGUUUAUGAGGGAACUGUGGUAGGCAUUGCAGGGGAUCCCAACCCUCUUCAAGUCGCUAUCAAGACACUGCCAGAAGUCUGCUCUGAGCAGGAUGAGAUGGAUUUCCUGAUGGAAGCAUUGAUUAUCAGUAAGUUCAAUCACCAAAACAUCGUGCAGUGCAUCGGCGUUAGCCUACAGACGCUGCCUCGCUUCAUUCUGCUUGAGCUCAUGGCUGGAGGAGAUAUGAAAAGCUUUCUUCGGCAGAAUCGACCCAGGGUGAAUCAGCCAUCCACACUAACAAUGCAAGACCUGCUGAACAUAGCUAGGGACAUUGCCUGCGGCUGUAAAUAUCUGGAAGAGAAUCAUUUCAUCCACAGAGAUAUAGCUGCAAGGAAUUGCCUUUUGACCUGCACUGGAGUAGGACGAAUAGCCAAGAUUGGUGACUUUGGGAUGGCCAGGGAUAUUUACAGAGCAAGUUACUACCGCAAAGGAGGAAGAGCCAUGCUUCCUGUCAAGUGGAUGCCACCAGAAGCUUUUCUAGAGGGCAUUUUCACCUCCAAGACUGAUACCUGGUCCUUUGGUGUCCUUCUGUGGGAGAUUUUCUCUCUAGGCUACAUGCCCUACCCUUGCAAAACCAAUCAAGAAGUUCUGGAAUUUGUCACCAGUGGAGGAAGAAUGGAUCCACCAAAAAACUGCCCAGGACCAGUGUACCGGAUCAUGACACAGUGCUGGCAGCACAGUCCAGAGUAUCGGCCAAACUUCUCCACCAUCCUGGAAAGAAUCAAGUAUUGCACACAGGACCCUGAUGUGAUCAACACUGAGCUGCCCAUGGAGUGCGGCCCCGCACCAGAGGAUGAAGGGAGUACAGUCAUGCGCCCAAACAUUUCCAGUGGGAUCGUGCCCCUGUUGGUAAGCCCUUCUCUCACACCUCAGACAACACCUAAAACACUGGACUCCCAUCAUGCUGGGCACAAACCUGCACAGUGUCCACAAGAGCUACUGGUGGAGAACCUGAGCAACUGGACUGCUCGAGGGCCCAGCCUGCCAUGCCUCAGCGAUUUCAACAGUGGGUCCUGGUUCCAGCAGACCUCGAACCAGAAGUUGGAGCUCAGCAAUCCGCCAACCCACAGACUUAAAAAUAAAACAAAAAAUCUUUGGAACCCAACCUAUGGAUCGUGGGUGCUAGAGAACAUCUGUCACUUCAGUCCCAGCUCCAAGCUCAAAGCAACUCCAGAGCGGGAAGAUUCAGGCUUUGAUGGGAAUUGUAGUUCCUCUCCGAGCUCUCGGGCAUCACCAGCAUCUCCAAGUCGAAGCAACCGCCCUCACCUGGAUAUCAGUGGGAUUGAACUGGUGAAACUCCAGACCUUCCCUUGCGGCAAUGUGAAUUAUGCUUACGAUGACCUGUGCUAUAGCACUGACCACCAACCACCGGCGUUGGCGGAGGUCAGAGCAGCUGUGCUGAGGAGCUCAAGUCUGCAUAGAGAUGAAAAACCUUUUUAUAAAACAGAGAAACCAUCGAGAGAGAGGGACUCCGGUCUGUCUUUGUCAGGUGACCUGAGUGUUACUCCAGUAUAACAGAAAUGAUUCUUCCAAAGAUCAGGGAAUGCGUGUGUCUGGAAGGACUGCUUCCUAUUUCACCUACUUACUUCAUUUAAGUUCCUUCAGGUGGGUGAUGUUUCAACAUCAGCAAUGUUCUGCUUCCUCCUUCUACCUGCUGGAUUCCCAGAUCAUUAAAGACGGUUGAAUUUCUAUCUCUGCCCCUCAAAUGUGUUCCACUGAACCAGUUUAGAGGCAUUGCUGCUCUCAUUCAGAAUACAAUACUUAACAAAAGGAUUCCUCCUCAAUCUGCUCAGGUGAAAAGACAUGGACCUAUCAUCCAACUGCAGCAUUUGGAUGGAAGUAAUGACUAACACAGAUUGCGCUUCUUUCUGACUGAAGAAACCAAAAAUGCAUGCUGUGCCAGCAGCAACCAACUUGCAAAGGCUGCUCUAGUCCCAGGAGCUUUUUACAGUCCUGAUGACUUACUAAUGCUGCUCAGUAAAUAAAUAGCAGCUACACUUGCAUCUGUUUUAUUAGCAGAACUUGUGGAAAAACGUGAAAAUGGAGCUAUUGCUCAAAUUGGAAGCAGUAGGAAAGAUGAUAAAAAAAAACCAAUCUGGGCUCCUCUGAGCAUGUGCUUUGAAAACAAGCAAUGACGAGGAAAACAAAUUUACUAUUAAAAAAUAGCUGGUGGAGCUGAGAGUAUCCCUUUGAAUACUGAAGAAAAUGUGCUGCUUGCCUUGUGGUGUCUCUUUCCUUGCAGAUCCUGGCGUGGAAGGGACAGGUGAUGUUUCAAGAAAGGGUGAGCUGCGUGGUGUGAUGAGAAAUAGACUGUUUUUAUCUUUUAGCGGACUUUACUUGGGAUGAACAUUUUUUUGUAAGUACUUUGAUAUUCAGCAGUAAUUUCCUGUGCUGUGUUGGUAAGCAUUAAGCUGAGGCUCUCAGGUAGCUGUCUAGCAUUUGGCGCACUGGAGUUCUCCUUGGCUUUAGUACUUCUCUAAGGUGUCAGAGCACCUCACAGUGCCCUUUACACAGCAAGGUAGACUAGCUCAACCAUUUGAGAACCCUAAAACCAUGAGUUGGCUUCACACCCAAGCAGGUCGUCAUUUAUUCUUGCAUUGCAAGCAUACAGACUUACUGGUAAAGAUAGUUGUUUGUUUUGAAGACAGCUUUCUUCUGUUGCUUAGGGUCUAAACUGAUGUUUACUGGUUAAAGCCUGCAAAAUAAGGAGACUGAAAAAGUAAAUAAUUUGGAUUAACCUGAACAGUCUCAGAAGCAUUUUGUCUUUGUCCCACCUCUGAAUGUUGCACUGCCAACCUACAGUAGCAAAUUACAUGCUGCCUUCAUGUGUAAUCAAGUUGUCUGGUGAGCUGUCAGUUGUAGAUUCUGCCUGAUUCCUUUCCCAGGGAAGAGCUGCUCUGGUACCGGCUUCAUGCUUAGCGCUCAGCUGCAGGAACAGUCUGAACAUGUGGGCUGGCAGGAGAGGGUUUGCUCUGACCACACAGACCGCCUGUCCUCUGCCUCAUUCUGGGGUGGAUGCUACUGAGAUGUGGUACAGAACAGCACCAGGCGAAGAGUCUGAAACCAUCUUGAGUGAAAUGCGUCUUCAGCCCAGAUUUAUGCUUUGUUGGCCUGACUUUGAAUCUGUUCCAAGCUUCCUACAGUUUUAGGCCUUUGGCUUUAGAAUGAACAGUUUCACAAUCCAUCAUUUCCAGACCCGAGUGGUGGUGAUGGCCACCUUUCGGCAAUGACCCCUAUGGUAUGGAAAUAAUUCCCAGGCCAUGUUGUGAAAUGACAGAUGGUCAGAAAAGACGGGCGCCUCUGUGGGCCAAGGCCAGCAGUGGUGUCAGGACCAAUGGGCUUAGUGACCAAGGGAGACCAUUUUACCUUUGCUUUAGCGCUGUGGCUUCCCAUGUUUAGCUCAGAGCCUGUCCUAACUUACAUCCAGGAGAUGCUACAGCCCACUUAGAUGAGGCAGAAAAGCCCAGUUAGCAGGAAAAUUUCUCAUUCUUGCCUCUUGCAGAGGGUAGUGGUUUUGGUCAUGUUUCAAGCUGGCCACCUCUGGAAUGUGCCAGUCACAAAUAAAUACAUCUACCCUUAGCUAAUUGGAAUAACAUCAGUCAUUCUUCAACAUCCCUACCUUUCAGAUUAUGUUAGUCCUAUGGUUUAUGAAUUGGUACUUUUUUCCACGAAUGUGAGCCGUCAGGUUCUCCGACAGUUGUGACUGGGUGUCAGCAAGUCAGCCCCUUCCUCCCUGGGGACAAGGCUGCAGCAGGGUGCAGCGCUCCUAGUUCAGCUGCAGUGGAUGUGAUGCCAGAUCACUUUCCAGCCCUUGUCUGGAGUGGACUCUGUCCUGAGCAGAGCACUGGUCAUGGCUCUGCUUUUGCAGACCCAUUAGGAUUCUGCUUUCACUUCUCAGCCCUCAGCCAUGGGUGGUACAUUGGUGGUAAGAGAGGGAAUAGCGACUUGUUCAGAAGCCACGGGAGGUUAACUAUAUUUUCUUCCUGCAGACUUUAUAUUAUAAAGUAGCAGGCACAAGGCAGUUCUUAAUUUUUUCACGUGGAAAUGACUAUACAACCCCCUAAGAUUCCCAUGAGAAGCAGGUAGUAUCACUACUGUCCAUAUGGUUACCCAGCUUGAGCCACCACUGUUUUCCCCAUGCACAGCACUUGCCUCAGCAUAACUCACGAAUUUAGAAAGGCCCAUAGUGAUAAAACAAGGUAAAAAACUGAAAAAUGAAGCAAGAGAAGACGAGCGCAGUCCUGUUACCAACGCCACAGGCAGUCUUGGCUGCAGUUAAGCCUUUUUUUUAUAAAUAAAAUGCAAGUUCUUCAGCCUAGCACUUAGGACAAAUACCCAUUUAUAGCUGUGUCAAGGUACUUCCUUACAGGAGGAACAGAGACGAAGCUCCGCUGAGCCAGCACACACCACCACCCUGCACUGUAUCUCUCUAAGAGCAAGCAACAGCGGGGUGUUGAAGGGCAACUCCAAGAGCAGGGUGAGCAUGUAGCAGUUAUUUCCCAGCUUUGCUGGUUUACAACAGCACGUAGCUCAGGGAUGUGCUGAGCCAGAUGCAGCAUCUUAUGACUGACCUGCCCCUACCCAACAGGUGAUGAAAGAAAGAGCCGGGCAUUUUAAAUGAAUCUGCAUUAGCAACUUUGAUUUUAUACAAGCUCUUAAAUUCUUCCAAAGGAACUGAAGGUAAACGACCUUCUGUCAACACAGUUGCCAUGAAUCUUUGACCUGUAAGGUUUUCUGUGCAGAUCUGAUCGCUUAGCUGCUUUUUACAAACCCUCAAAGAUAAUGAAUUUUUAAUUCAUAUCCUGGAGGAAAUGAUGCCAGUAUCACUCGUGUUGUGAUGCUGAAAUGCUACAUGCUGUCCAAACCACAUUAUCUAAAAAGAAAGCUAACAACUGCAAUGACAUAUACUACAACUUUCAGUCCUACAAUUCUGAGACUGAAACUUACUGUUCAUACAAUCAGAUCUCAUAGUGCUCAGUUGCUACCCUUUCAAAAAUAUAACUUGCUUGGAACUGAUUUUUAAGGCAACACUUUAUAAUCAAUGAGUUGAACCCAUAGUGUCAAAAAUAGAUUACUUUGGCAAUUGAAAGCCAAAACCUAAUUUUGUUACGUAGAGGAAUGGCAUGAGCUGAAGAUCUGGGAUUAAUUCAAGUCCUGUAAUCCAUGUGAAAAGUCUUCCAACACUUCCCGAGUGGAGAAACAACCAUUUACAGGAUUAUUAUAAAUUGCUCUUCCUGAUGGGUAUCUGUCUUUUAACAUGUUACCAACUUGGUUUUAGAUUUGUGUGUAUAGAGUUGUUGGGUUUUUUCCUUCUAGGGGUCAGCAUUAGUACUUCAUGUUGCUUCACACAAUCUCAUACCUACAUUUUAAAGAGGGGACUGAAUAAGAAAAGAUGAAUUAAUGCAAAUUUCAAUUUGUCUUUCUCUGCUUUCUUUUCACAUAUGUUGAUAUUCUUGCUUCUGAUUUGUCAUCUCUUCUCUCCUCGUUUUGUAUCCUCAUUUUCCCUUUAAAGAAACAGAAUUUUUAACUGCACAGAUUUAAGGUGUCCCCCUCAUAUCAACCCUUUCCCUGAGGUAAGUUCUACACUGAUUUGCCGAUGGGCAGGUGUGCGCUAAGAAAGCUUCACAAGUCUCAUGAAAUAAUUAUGGGCUUCUGCAAGCGUAACUCACUCCUCAGCUUCAGUGCCCUCCUGCUACUUACCUGAAAGAGAGGAGAAGGCUACUGCUGGGAGCAGAGUUUUCCCCAGUGUAUUUGCAUCUUCACAGCUGUGUCAGCCAGGGACCCAUCCCCAGGCCCUGGAGCAGCAGAGCUCCUGUAGCCAGGGCUGUGCUCGCUCCUCCUGGCAGCCCACCCAUGGGGAGAGGCCUUAGGCAUGACAUCACUAACAUCUUCCCCUCUCGUCACAUGACUCUUUCAUUUAGUUGAAUUGGUUUCUAUUACCUCUGUCCAUGGCAGCACUUCUUGCCAACUUACCUUUCUGGGUGAGUACUGGCUGUAAGUAGAUGACACGCCUGCUUCUAUGCAAUUUAAAGCUGGACAAGUGUAUACUUCUAGAUUUGCGACACAAAAUAAAGGGCCACUAAUGGUGGCCAUGUCCCUCUCUGGCUAAGCACUCUUUGCACACAGGUAAGAUGGGUUUUGGAACCAAGUCUCCAAUGCUAGUUUCUAGAUGUAUUUCUUAGAACCAUUUUUAUUGUAGGAAAUAUUAGAUGUUAAAGACUACAAGCACAAGAAACACUGAAAUAAAUAGCUUUUGUCCCUUCCCUAAGGAAAUUCUUGAAGAUAUUGCUGUCCUGUGACCAAAUCACAGUGGACGUCAUUUUUCCUUCAGUCUCAUUUAUUUAGUAGCAUACACACUUCAGAGUAACAAACACUCAACCAAUACAGUCAAUGUCAAAAGUGACCAUGGUCAGCAUUGCAUUGUAGUGUUCAGAACGGAUGCAUGUGGAUGAUACAGGCCAUUUGAUCUCAAUACCUUAACAAAUAAUAACAACAGCAAUAAAAAAAAAAAAUAGCAAGAGCCCUCUGAGAUACUUAAGGGUUUGGUCCAACUCCCAUUGAAAUCUUUCCCUAUAAUAGGAACUGGAUCAGAUGUUAAGUGAAUUCCCCCCGUGUAAAAUUGAGGGAUUUAAUUUUUACAACAGGUUAAAUUUAAUCCAAAUUUAUAUCCUUAUGGGGCCACAACACCCAUCAUUUUUAAACUUAGCUGAUGUAUCUGUUUGUGCAUUUCCUUCGAUAUUGCACCUUCCUCCAAAGAAUCUCACAGCAUCUUGCAAGCAAUAAUGGACCUCACACCAUUCCUGUGAGGUAAGUAGGUACUAUUCCCAUCUGUAAAAUGGGAACAAAACUGAGGCCUAGGACAGUUGUCCAAGGCCAAAAAAACAAGUCACCAACAAAGUUGAGGGAGAGAAGUCCUACUGCUAGAUUCACACAGGAAUGCAGCAGCUACAGCAGUACGCAUCGCUGCAUCUAACUAGUGAGUUUAAAGACCUUGGUGCCAAAGUCAGAGGUUAGCUGUUCAGCACCAAAGUGCCUCUGGGCCAGCAUAUCUUCCUGUGCUCUCGGUGGCUCCAGAGUGAGGCAGUAUCUCCCCAGAGGCAUUAAAGAACUACAUUCUGGAUGUGUACGUGAACAAGAGCCUUGGUCAUCACGCACCAGCUCUUCUAUGUCACAUGCCUGUGCAAAGGCAUCACGUUGACCCUCAUUCAAGGCGAGCGGCUCCACAGCGAAAGGUGGCUGUGCCACUUCCUUGCUCUCACAAGCGAGGGUAGGCAGGCACUCUGGGCCAGCGAUGGGAGCCAAGGUAUCCAACUCACCCCAGGGGAGUUUGCUCACACACUCAGAGCCUCCAGCCCCUUAGAGCUCCAGUGCUCAGCGGCAGUCCCAACUUGCAGUUUGCUAAUGAAAAGCUGUCUCUUCUCCUUUCCUAUAACAGCAGCAGAAGAUUGUGGCUCCUUCCCUUUUAAUUGCUUAGCAGGCAAAAGAGCCAUCUCUAACCUGCUAGAACUAUCUGUCAUCUAGAAUGAGUUUCCAGACCAGGGUCUGCCAUAGCAAAGGUUUUCUUUUUUCCCCCUGACCUUUUCAACUACUGCAGAGGAAUGGAUCAUUCUCCAUGCUUUCCCCCAAGACCAGGUCCUGCAAACCAUCCAGGUGCUAGCAGCAGUUGGUUUGUUUCAAGCCACUGGUACCACAUGGCUUCUAGUUGUCCUUUAGUACUCCACAGUCAUUCUAAAAGUUUGUCUCAAAUUCUCAACUGACAUUUGAGCAUGAACUUUUACCCUCUAACUCUCCCCUCUAGAAAAUAAGUUACACUGGUGCAAAAGAUUCACAGAUGUGGUAAAAGAAGAAAGAAAUUUAACUCUGAAGAUUAAUUAGGCAAGCCACUAAUGAAUUCUAUCACCUUCACAGUCUCUUUUCUAACUUUUCUUUUUUUUAUUAUGGUAGGACUGCUUUCAAGUGCAGUUUCAUAGAAAAGGUAUUGUUAUUAACAUCCUCCCCUGUGAGACCUGUUUACUUCCUAUUCUCCUUAAGCACUGCUCACCAAUGGCUUACCUGUUGGCUGCAGGGAAGGAGGAAGACUUUUAGUUUCAAAUUGUAUGAAAUUCACCACAGAUUAGUUCAUCAUCUCAUAGCAGUUCAAAAGUUAGGAGGCAUCUGGAAUGAUAUCUGUGCUCUCUAUUGAAGGCUUGCUGUCACUUGAAAAAAAAGUGUAAACCCUCUGAAACAUCUAAGUGGAAAAUUCAUUAACAUACUGAGAGGGACUCUGGAGGUCACAGCAGAAGUCUGAAUUUGCAGCAAACUGCAAAAAUAAUUACCAGUUUCAAGCAACUUCUGUUUUAGGAUGAAAUGUUCCCACAUGUCAUUACUUCCUACAGGAUACCCAAUGUCAUCUAAUGUUUAGGUCACAACUGAGCUUGAAUACUGUUGGUUUGUUUAGAGGUGAUGGAAGAGCCAUGAAAUCUGACUGAUCUCUUGGUACAGUAGUGUGUUAUCUAAAGCAACUCAUUUUAGAAGUUAUUUUAGGAUCUUCAAUUCUAAUUACAAAUGUUAUAGAUAGAUUUCAUUCCGGAUCUGGACUCUGCAGUCUUUUUUUGCUCAUGAUCAUAAUUAUUACUGAAAUAGCAGUUUCCCAAAGCAUGGAGUCAGUUUCACAUAUCCUAAAGUUCUCAGAACCUCUCCUGAGCACAGGACACCAGCAAAAGACAGCAAUUCCUGGUCAAUGUGUAUUACUAGCUUUGGAUGUUGAAAGGCAAUUAACAAUCGAAUAGUAAUAUAAGUCAUGUCCUCAUUUUGAAAACUGCAUCGCAUUAUUCAUGUUAAAACCUGGAAUGUGAGCGAACAUGUGAAUACUGAUAGUAUUUACACUGCUAGUAUUUAAAGAACUGUUCAAGUGACUAGAGGUAACCAACAGAGAAGGUAUGUGAAGCCAUUACAAUAAAUCACUUCAGUCUUUCUCAGUUUAACCUAAACACUGAAUUUUCUGUGGCUGUGCCUGGGCCACAGCAAAAGAAUGAACCACAGAUGGCCCCGCGAUUCCAGAUGGGGACUAGGGGCUGUGAUAUGUUGACAUUCCUUCCCCCAAACUGCCCUGAGUUACCAGCUGACACCCUGGAGGAAGGGUGCCUGGAAAUUAUCUCACCAUUAGUGUAAUGCUGUGAACGCAGAAACGUUACCCUCCUGAUCGCUGCACCAGUCUAUGCACUUAAGUGGCAGCAUCAUCUUUGGGAACAAGAACAUGGCCAAGAAGUCACGUGCAUUAGGAGACAGUCCAACCACGAUCGUAAAAGAUCACAUUAGUUGCUGGCUACUAGUGCGUGUGUGUGCACAUGUGCAGGGCUUUUAUCUUUAAAAAUAAACAAGCCUUGGAACCCCUAGUUUCCUGGUCUGUGUGCAGAAGAGUCAUUACUGAUUUUCAGAACUGCAGUUCAGCUGCAAGAGGCCAAACUUGCCAAGCUAGGCACUUGCCCAGCAGCCCACCCAGCCUGAAAGUCAACUGUGUUUAGAGACAACAGGCUGCUAUUCUCUCCCUAAAGUGUCUGUAAUCUCCUGAGAGGCUACAUAAAAAGCAAAGGCUGCUCUUGGAUAGAAGUGAAUCAAGGCGAGGGUAGGGGAGAGGAGGAAUGGUCAAGAGCAGUUACCACAGCAAGCCACUACAAACUGCUAUCUCCCUUUGCUCCAGGUUUCUUGCGAUCGUCUCCCAUUUCCACCUUGUGCACACCGUAACACAGUGCAGCAGAAAUUGUUGGUCCAACCUAUAGCGUACACAGGAGCAAGGAGACUUGGAAUUAGGGGUGG
This is a messenger RNA of Athene cunicularia (burrowing owl), 12709 nucleotides long. RefSeq names its product leukocyte receptor tyrosine kinase (gene LTK). Lineage: Eukaryota; Metazoa; Chordata; Aves; Strigiformes; Strigidae. The record is from RefSeq and is a predicted model, not a curated record. Gene Ontology annotation, molecular function: transmembrane receptor protein tyrosine kinase activity; ATP binding. Bases 65 to 4429 code for a protein of 1454 amino acids. Gene Ontology annotation, biological process: regulation of neuron differentiation; regulation of cell population proliferation; cell surface receptor protein tyrosine kinase signaling pathway. Gene Ontology annotation, cellular component: signaling receptor complex; membrane. The transcript is spliced from 29 exons.